Periconia digitata is the source of this 2110-nucleotide messenger RNA. The record is from the annotation of a GenBank genome assembly. NCBI's taxonomy places the organism in Eukaryota, Fungi, Ascomycota, Dothideomycetes, Pleosporales, Periconiaceae.
CACACUGCAGUCGCCUACUUUCCUCCGCCUCAUCACCCCCGUACAACUCCGCAUUCCGCGCUUCGCUCCGCAUCCCUCCCACUUUCCUGGCCUCGUGUCUCGAGGACAUGGUAUGGUGCCGGUCGGUUCAUAACUAACGCCCUCGAGUUCUCUGCCAAGUGCUGCAUCCUCUAGGUACCUUAUAUGUCGGUUGAAUGCCUCCGGUUUUGAACCCCUUCCUGCGGGCCUUCUUCCGCAGCACUCUCCCCAGCCAGUGCUCACCGCUGCAGCACCACGUCCUCCUUGUGCCCACCACAGACGUCCUCCUCGGUUCGCGCGACCGCGACACCAAUGCCUCUUACGCCGAUCUAAGUGGCUCCGAAGAGUUCCUUGCCAGCCAUGUCCUGCGCAUCCCCGGUGGCGUGGGCCCCAACAAUCACAUCAAAGAUGGCGCUUCGUUCAGAGAUAGUCGGGGCAAGGCUAAACAGUACUCUACGGCCAAUGGGAGGACCGUCAUCAUCAAAGAUGCCUAUGUAUACAGCAACAAAGGCUUCAAAGCAUUGAACCAAGCACAGCUCCUGAACGACGUCAUCUUUUACCCGGAUACCUAUGAGCAACAGCCGUGGUUGGUUUAUUUCAUCUCAAAACCACUCAUUGGCACCUGCGAAUCGUCGCCAAUUAUACCUGCCAGCUUGCCUCACCGUACCCAUGGCCCGCCCAGCAACAAUAACAGCAACCACCAGGCAGGCCCAUCUACAAGCAGUUCCACCGCAUCUAUGCCCCGGAAGAAAGAAGUUAGAUCAUUUGGUGACUUGCUGAAUCACUUCCCCAUGAUUGCGCGCCAGAUGCAGCCUGGCCUCGAUCGCCUGUUCACCGAGUUUAAAAAAGAACUGAACAAACCGCUCCCAGCAAUACCCCCCCAAAAAACGCCCAAGACAUCCUCAUUAAGCUCGCGGCGGAGAGGUUCCAUGUCUUCGUCGGAAAGUUUGCCCGUUUCCUACCAUAGCAGUAUAUCUGGGCCAAACGACUUCAUCUCCGAGCUAGAAAUAGAUGAGGAAGAGGACCUAAUGCGAAGAUCGUUGGAGACAGCCGUUACUGCGGCCAUUGAUCUCUUCCAGAUGGUAGAUAAACAGCAGCUAUCCCUGCUGGGUGCUACAACAGACUUGACUGGGCCGAUUGUGGAGCGCAUGAUUGAGAGAUACAUCACCGAACAGUUGCAUGAUUUCCAAUUCCCACGUCUACGUAAUAUUCGCCGGACCGAUGAUGCUGAACUAGAGUUUCGCAUGCGGCAGAUGGUAGAUAUCGACAUUUCCCAAGUUGGUAUCGAUAUUGGCCAUGGUCGGAAGGGCAAACACGAGCUUUCCAUCCGGUUGUCAAAAGCAGGAGAUAUCUUCAAAAAAAUGGGUGUGGCAGGCAGCCCACAGGAGAUGCUGGAGAUUUUGCUUUCGGUACAAAAGAGCAUUACUAUGCCGGAUGCCCCAGCGGAGGAUGCCAAUGGGUCUCAAAGGCAACCUUCGCUUGACGGGGCUACAUAUUCGGAGAAGACCGACCCUCUGCUCAUGAUCAAUGCUGACACGCUGGUGUCCCUGCUUCUCAUUGUUGUCAUUCGUUCACCAAUCCGCUACUUGCAAGCGCGAUUAUCGUAUAUGCGCCAUUUCAUCUUUAUCGAUGACGUGGAAAGUGGAGAAUUAGGCUAUGCAUUGAGUACCUUUGAAGCUGUUCUUUCAUAUCUGACUCGAGACUCGGCUGGUAUCCGCAAAGCUAGUCGGCGUAACAGAGUCCUGUGGCAUGCCACCAAAUCUGGCGACAUCGCUACCAUGCAAAGCGUGCUUGAGCCCGACAAGUCUUUUCAUGAGGACUCAUAUCAAUCUUCCGACAAUGAGGACAACAUUCCGCGACCAAGACCAGUCAGGUUUGCAACAAGCAUUUCAGACUCAUCUUCUCUAGGCGGAGUCACGGCCAAUGGAGAUUUCGAGUCUCGCAUGCAACAACGACAUUCCUCGAGCAGAAGGCAUGGUGGGCAAGAUGGGCCAUUGGCUCAUAUAUUCCCUUUCCAACCGUGUUUCUAUGGAUACGCGAAGCUUGUCCAGCUCCUCGGCCGUCUCAUUUCGAUCACGCACGACCGUUGACU